AUGGAAACUCCCUACAUCCCGCCCGAGUUGAUUAGUAUCAUCAUCCACCAUCUCAGUUCGACUGGCAUCCGCGAUUCUUGGAAGUUGCGCGGCGUCAGCAAGGUCUUCAGGGAUACUAUCACCGACGAUAUUGUCAUGCGUCAGACGAAAGACGUCCUCGCCGAGGCGACAGAGGUCUUCGACCAUCUGAUGCCCCGAUACCUAUGCUAUCGAGUCCGUAAGCCACUUGACGUCCAUGAGCCUUUCCUAGUACGACUCACGAAAUUGAACGACUACCUGUGCGAUGAACUGAAGAUAUCAGAUCCCACAAAGAAGGCCGACAAACUUUUCGCGCUCUGUCAAGGACAAGCCAAGAUAGUUGGUUGUGGAGUGAUUAGAGAUCUUCUCUGGUCCGAUUCCGAUGAUCAAGACUGGAUGGGGAGGAACUGGAACUCCGAUAAUCAGGACUGGUUAAGGAGCUACAACGCGGCUCCCAUUAGUAUCGAGGAAAAGGUAGCAGCGGCCAUGUCGGUCUGCGCGCUUCCUUUACUUCACACGCUUCUACCGCAACUUACUGCAUACAAGUUCUAUCCUCGCGGUGGCGCUUGCUUCCGUGAGGAGAGCUACCUUCUCGCUGCUGUGAGUAUGGAGAACAACGAAAUGCUCCAGCUCUUGUUGGACAAUGAUUUACCUGCCAAGUUUACAACCCCCUCAUCUGCAGGUGACUAUAUCGAGGAAGCAAUGAGACUUGCAAUCAAGCAGUCUUCUACGGCCAGGACCUUGGCUUUAUUCGACGCCUUCCUAGCGGUCAAGUCAGGCUGCCAGAAGACUGCCUACAAUAGCACCCUCAAGCACGCGAUUAUGCAAAGCAGCAGCGAAACCAACAUCGAUAUCGUGACUGGCCUCAUAGAUCGAUGCCCCGGAGGACAGAAGGUCCACACACAAGUGUUUACAAAGGCUUGCAAGUAUGGAAACGUCGACGCCGUGAAGGUUUUCCUCGAGCAUAUGGCAGUCAACAAUGCCACCUCCCAUCUGACAUUGCCGCUCAAUCGAGCCAUCCAAAGCGGACAUGCAGCAGUGAUCGACGCUGUCUUGGAAGCAGGUGCCGAUAUUAAUAAGACCGACUAUGGCUCCCGCAUUGACUCUCGAGGGAUUGCGAUUCCCGAGUUGAGUCCAAUGGAAAUUGCGAUUAAAACAGGUCAAGGGGCCGUUAGUAUGCUGCUGGAGCGUGGAGCAACUGUACCCUCUCUGACGAUAUGGUAUAGACGCGGGAGGAGCAUGUACAGUCUCCUGAGAGAGGCUAGGAUCGCGCAAACUGGGCGUAAACUACGCACGUGGGAGCAAAACAAGGUGAUCAUUCGCCGAGAAAACCAAGCAGCACGUGAGGCUCCCAGAGCCUGUCAAGCGAAUAGAGCAUGA
Parastagonospora nodorum SN15 is the source of this 1398-nucleotide messenger RNA. RefSeq lists its product as hypothetical. The coding region runs from base 1 to 1398 and encodes 465 amino acids. The transcript is spliced from 2 exons. NCBI's taxonomy places the organism in Eukaryota, Fungi, Ascomycota, Dothideomycetes, Pleosporales, Phaeosphaeriaceae. The record is from RefSeq and is a predicted model, not a curated record. Gene Ontology annotation, molecular function: protein binding.